Messenger RNA from Camelina sativa (false flax), 470 nucleotides. The record is from RefSeq and is a predicted model, not a curated record. NCBI's taxonomy places the organism in Eukaryota, Viridiplantae, Streptophyta, Magnoliopsida, Brassicales, Brassicaceae.
AUGCCAUAUUCAUUUCAACCACCUCCUUAUUCUUCUACUCCAACGGGUAAUGAAAGUGGAUUAACAGUGUUGAAGCCACUCCAAAUACAAAAGAUUCAACUCCAACUCCUUAUUGGGGUAAAAUUUCAAGUAGGAGGGAACACUGGAUCUGGGAGCAGUGGAUCGAAUAGAUCCCGUGAGAGUGAUGCAAGUGAUUCCAGUUCUGUAGGAUCGGUUGCUCGUCCAAUGGGGAGAGAUGCAGCUAAAGAAAAAGGGAAAAAGAAAGGUAAGGAGUUGGAACGAUUGGACAAAAUAACCAUGAGGCAAGAGGAGGCAAACCAAUUAAUGACAGAAAGAACAGAAGCUAAGAAGAUGAAGAUGUAUCUAAAGCUAAGUGAAAAAGAGCAUCUUGAUGACCGAAGUAAAGAGUUGUUGGAGAAGUUGAGUCACGAUCUAUUUGGAAAUUAACUAUUCUCAAUUGUCUGGUUUGA